Clarias gariepinus (North African catfish) is the source of this 8110-nucleotide messenger RNA. RefSeq names its product RNA polymerase II subunit A (gene polr2a). Lineage: Eukaryota; Metazoa; Chordata; Actinopteri; Siluriformes; Clariidae. The coding region runs from base 226 to 6105 and encodes 1959 amino acids. The transcript has 28 exons. Gene Ontology annotation, molecular function: DNA binding. The record is from RefSeq and is a predicted model, not a curated record. Gene Ontology annotation, cellular component: RNA polymerase II, core complex. Gene Ontology annotation, biological process: transcription by RNA polymerase II.
CCGAGUUUAGAUCAAGGGAAGGAAAGGGGCUAGCGGUAUAGUUAAAGGAGUUAGAUUAUAAACAUAAAUAAACUGUUAUCUUGAGUGGUUUGAUUGGGAACCGCCAUCGGACACGUUCCGGUCACCUUUCGGUGCCAGGAAGAGGGUCUUGGUGGCGUUUCAGAGCCGUUCCCUCUGUGAAAAGCGGCGUGCCGAGGGGAGGACGCGUCUCUUUGAAUAGACAGGAUGCACGGACCGCCUUCCAGCGACAGCGCAUGCCCACUGCGCCUCAUCAAGAGAGUUCAGUUCGGCAUCAUCAGCCCAGAUGAGCUUAAACGGAUGUCCGUCACCGAAGGGGGCAUCAAGUACCCCGAGACCACAGAGGGAGGACGCCCCAAACUGGGCGGCCUCAUGGACCCCCGACAGGGGGUCAUCGAGAGGUCUGGGCGAUGCCAGACGUGUGCAGGUAACAUGACGGAAUGCCCCGGUCACUUCGGUCACAUCGAGCUGGCCAAGCCUGUCUUUCACGUUGGCUUCAUCAAUAAGAUCAUGAAAGUUCUCCGCUGUGUUUGUUUCUUUUGCUCCAAGCUUCUGGUCGAUGCGAACAACCCGAAAAUCAAAGACAUCCUGACGAAGUCGAAAGGUCAGCCUCAAAAGCGCCUGUUGCACGUCUACGACCUGUGUAAAGGUAAAAACAUCUGUGAGGGCGGGGAAGAGAUGGACAACAAGUUCGGAGUGGAGCAGCAGGAGAACGAUGAGGACCUCACUAAAGAGAAGGGUCACGGUGGAUGUGGGCGGUAUCAGCCCCGUAUUCGGCGCUCAGGCCUGGAGCUGUACGCCGAGUGGAAGCACGUGAACGAAGACUCUCAGGAGAAGAAGAUCCUCCUCAGCCCCGAACGUGUGCACGAGAUUUUCAAACGCAUCUCAGACGAAGAGGAUCACAUCCUCGGUAUGGAUCCCAAGUUCUCCCGGCCUGAGUGGAUGAUCGUCACCGUGCUGCCGGUGCCGCCUCUCGCCGUCAGACCGGCCGUGGUCAUGCAGGGCUCGGCCAGGAAUCAGGACGAUUUGACGCACAAGUUAGCCGACAUUGUGAAAAUCAACAACCAGCUCCGGCGGAACGAGCAGAGUGGUGCUGCCGCCCACGUCAUCGCAGAAGACGUCAAGCUCCUGCAGUUCCACGUGGCCACUAUGGUGGACAAUGAGCUGCCUGGCCUGCCCAGAGCGAUGCAAAAAUCCGGUCGUCCACUCAAAUCCAUCAAACAGAGGCUGAAGGGGAAAGAAGGUAGAGUGCGAGGAAACCUGAUGGGGAAGCGUGUGGACUUCUCGGCCCGAACCGUCAUCACGCCCGAUCCUAACUUGCAGAUCGACCAGGUGGGCGUUCCUCGCUCCAUCGCUGCUAACAUGACCUUCCCGGAGAUCGUCACACCAUUUAACAUCGACAGACUCCAGGAGCUCGUGCGAAGAGGGAACAGUCAGUAUCCCGGAGCCAAAUACAUCAUCCGUGAUAACGGAGACCGAAUUGACCUUCGGUUCCACCCGAAACCAAGUGACCUUCACCUUCAGAUCGGCUAUAAGGUGGAGAGACACAUGUGCGACGGUGACAUCGUCAUCUUUAACAGACAGCCCACCUUGCACAAAAUGUCUAUGAUGGGUCACAGGGUCCGAAUCCUGCCUUGGUCUACGUUUCGACUCAACCUCAGCGUAACGACUCCGUACAACGCCGACUUUGACGGAGACGAGAUGAACCUGCACCUGCCCCAGUCGCUCGAGACGCGAGCCGAGAUCCAGGAGCUGGCCAUGGUGCCGCGUAUGAUCGUCACACCCCAGUCCAACAGACCUGUCAUGGGUAUUGUGCAGGACACGCUCACCGCCGUGCGCAAGUUCACCAAGCGAGAUGUCUUCUUGGAGAGGGAUGAAGUGAUGAACCUGCUGAUGUUCUUGUCCUCCUGGGACGGCAAAGUACCGCAGCCAGCCAUCUUAAAGCCACGCCCGUUGUGGACCGGCAAGCAGAUCUUCAGCUUGAUCAUUCCAGGUCACAUUAACGUGAUCCGUACACACAGCACGCAUCCGGAUGACGAGGACAGCGGCCCGUAUAAGCACAUCUCUCCAGGAGACACAAAGGUGAUCGUGGAGAACGGAGAGCUGAUCAUGGGCAUCCUGUGUAAGAAGUCCCUCGGAACCUCCGCAGGUUCCCUUGUCCACAUCUCCUACCUUGAGAUGGGUCAUGACAUCACCCGUCUCUUCUACUCAAACAUUCAGACUGUCGUCAACAACUGGCUGCUCAUCGAGGGUCACUCUAUUGGUAUCGGUGACUCUAUCGCUGAUGCAAAGACUUAUCUUGACAUUCAGAACACCAUCAAGAAGGCCAAGCAAGAUGUGAUAGAGGUCAUUGAGAAAGCUCACAACAACGAACUGGAGCCCACUCCCGGUAACACUCUGAGACAGACCUUUGAAAACCAGGUGAACCGUAUCCUGAAUGACGCUCGAGACAAGACAGGAUCUUCCGCUCAGAAGUCCCUGUCUGAGUACAACAACUUCAAAUCCAUGGUGGUGGCCGGGUCCAAGGGCUCCAAGAUUAACAUCUCACAGGUUAUCGCUGUGGUAGGGCAGCAGAACGUUGAGGGUAAACGAAUCCCAUUUGGCUUCAAGCACCGCACUCUUCCUCACUUCAUCAAGGAUGAUUACGGUCCUGAGAGUAGGGGUUUUGUAGAGAAUUCGUACCUCGCCGGUCUGACGCCCACGGAGUUCUUUUUCCACGCCAUGGGAGGAAGAGAGGGUCUUAUCGAUACGGCUGUGAAAACAGCCGAGACAGGUUAUAUCCAGCGCCGUCUGAUCAAGUCUAUGGAGUCGGUUAUGGUGAAAUACGACGCCACAGUGAGGAACUCUAUUAACCAGGUGGUACAGCUGAGAUACGGAGAGGACGGCCUGGCAGGAGAGGCUGUCGAGUUCCAGAACAUGGCCACACUUAAACCAUCCCACAAAGCUUUUGAGAAAAAGUUCAGAUUUGACUGCACUAAUGAGCGAGCCCUCCGGCGUACGCUACAGGAGGACGUGUUGAAGGAAGUGAUGACCAACGCACACGUGCAGAGCGCUCUGGAGAAGGAGUUUGAGAAAAUGAGGGAGGACCGAGAGAUCCUGAGAGCUAUUUUUCCCUCAGGAGACAGCAAGGUGGUGCUGCCGUGCAACCUGGCCCGAAUGAUCUGGAACGCACAGAAGAUUUUCCGCAUCAACCCAAGAACUCCAACAGAUCUCAACCCAUUAAGAGUGGUGGAGGGUGUGCAUGAGCUGAGUAAGAAGCUGGUGAUCGUGAAUGGUGACGAUCCGUUGAGCAAGCAGGCCCAGCAGAACGCCACGCUGCUCUUUAACAUCCAUCUCCGCUCCACACUCUGCUCCAGACGCAUGACCGAAGAGUUCCGUCUCAGCACCGAGGCCUUCGAUUGGCUCCUGGGAGAGAUCGAGACAAAGUUUAACCAGUCAAUUGUUCACCCGGGUGAGAUGGUGGGUGCUCUGGCCGCUCAGUCUCUGGGUGAGCCUGCCACUCAGAUGACCCUGAACACUUUCCAUUAUGCCGGUGUGUCGGCUAAAAACGUCACCCUGGGUGUACCUCGACUCAAAGAGCUGAUCAACAUCUCGAAGCGCCCCAAGACCCCGUCUCUGACAGUGUUCCUACUGGGCCAGGCGGCACGCGACGCCGAGCGCGCCAAAGACAUCCUGUGUCGCCUGGAACACACCACGCUGCGCAAGGUCACGGCCAACACCGCCAUCUACUACGACCCCAACCCCCAGAGCACGGUGGUGUCCGAGGAUCAGGAGUGGGUGAACGUUUACUACGAGAUGCCCGACUUCGACGUGACGCGCAUCUCACCCUGGCUGCUCCGUAUCGAGCUGGACCGCAAACACAUGACCGACCGCAAGCUCUCGAUGGAGCAGAUCGCUGAGAAGAUCAACGCAGGUUUUGGCGACGAUCUUAACUGCAUCUUCAACGACGAUAACGCAGAGAAGCUGGUGCUGCGUAUCCGAAUCAUGAACAGCGACGAGAAUAAGUUCCAAGAGGACGAGGAGGUGGUGGAUAAGAUGGACGACGACGUGUUUCUACGCUGCAUCGAGUCCAACAUGCUGACGGACAUGACCCUACAGGGCAUCGAACAGAUUAGCAAGGUGUACAUGCAUCUCCCUCAAACCGAGAACAAGAAGAAGACAAUCAUCACAGAGGAGGGAGAGUUUAAAGCUCUGCAGGAGUGGAUCCUUGAGACGGACGGCGUCAGUCUGAUGAGAGUCCUCAGCGAGAAGGACGUCGACCCAGUCAGGACCACUUCCAACGAUAUCGUGGAGAUCUUCACUGUGCUCGGUAUCGAGGCAGUGCGUAAGGCUCUGGAGAGAGAGUUGUACCACGUCAUCUCAUUCGACGGUUCCUAUGUGAACUACCGCCAUCUUGCUCUCCUGUGCGACACCAUGACCUGCAGAGGUCAUCUCAUGGCCAUCACCCGUCACGGCAUCAACAGGCAGGACACAGGCCCGCUAAUGAAGUGCUCUUUUGAAGAGACGGUGGAUGUCCUGAUGGAAGCCUCGUCACACGGGGAAUGUGAUCCCAUGAAGGGCGUGUCUGAGAACAUCAUGCUCGGACAGCUGGCUCCCGCAGGCACCGGUUGCUUCGACCUGCUCCUGGAUGCUGAGAAAUGCAAAUACGGCAUGGAAAUUCCAACCAACCUCCCCGGCAUCAGCGUGGCUGGACCAACUGGAAUGUUCUUUGGCUCCGCCCCCAGCCCUAUGAGUGGCAUGUCUCCAGCCAUGACGCCCUGGAACACGGGAGCCACUCCAGCGUACGGUGCAUGGUCUCCCAGCGUCGGAAGUGGAAUGACCCCAGGGGCUGCUGGAUUUUCUCCCAGUGCCGCCUCCGACGCCAGCGGCUUUUCUCCGGGUUACUCCCCCGCGUGGUCUCCUACACCGGGCUCUCCAGGGUCUCCUGGUCCAGCCAGUCCUUACAUUCCCUCUCCUGGUGGAGCCAUGUCUCCUAACUAUUCCCCCACGUCUCCGGCAUACGAGCCGCGCUCUCCUGGAGGCUACACCCCACAGAGUCCGGGCUACUCCCCGACCUCGCCAUCAUACUCCCCCACUUCUCCGUCUUAUUCCCCAACUUCUCCCUCCUACUCCCCCACGUCUCCAUCUUACUCCCCGACCUCGCCCAGCUAUUCGCCCACGUCGCCCUCUUACUCUCCCACGUCUCCCUCUUAUUCGCCCACCUCUCCAUCCUACUCUCCGACGUCUCCUUCGUACUCCCCGACUUCACCCUCCUACUCGCCCACGUCUCCCAGCUACAGCCCGACGUCCCCGUCGUACUCCCCCACCUCUCCAUCGUACUCACCAACCUCCCCCUCCUACUCGCCCACUUCCCCCUCGUACUCCCCGACAUCUCCUUCGUAUUCCCCGACGUCACCCUCGUACUCCCCGACGUCUCCCAGUUACAGCCCGACGUCGCCCAAUUACACGCCCACUUCGCCCAGCUACUCGCCCACCUCCCCGUCCUACAGCCCCACUUCACCUUCGUAUUCACCCACGUCUCCGAAUUACACGCCCACCAGCCCGAAUUACUCCCCAACGUCUCCGUCGUACUCCCCCACGUCUCCGUCGUACUCCCCGUCCAGCCCUCGGUACACGCCCCAAUCUCCCACGUACACCCCGAGCUCGCCGUCGUACAGCCCGAGCUCGCCGUCUUACUCCCCCACGUCUCCGAAGUACACGCCCACUUCUCCGUCGUACAGCCCCAGCUCUCCAGAGUACACCCCAACUUCACCCAAGUACUCGCCCACGUCGCCCAAGUACUCGCCCACGUCUCCGAAGUACAGCCCGACGUCUCCGACUUACUCGCCCACCACGCCCAAAUACAGCCCCACGUCUCCGACUUACUCUCCCACGUCUCCUACGUACACCCCGACCAGCCCCAAGUACUCACCCACGUCGCCCACGUACUCCCCGACGUCUCCGAAAUACUCCCCGACCUCGCCCACGUACUCGCCCACCAGUCCCAAAGGCUCUACCUACAGCCCGACCUCGCCCGGGUACAGUCCGACGUCCCCAACGUACAGUCCGGCCAUCAGCCCCGACGACAGCGACGAGGAAAACAACUAAAGCGCACAACUGCCUGGAUCAGACUCUCCAUCAUGACGCAGUCCCGUCCUUCAUAAAAACACAGCAUCAGCACGGGACGACAUCAUCGUCAGAUGUCGGCGUCUUCGCUUCAGACGACAAAAAACUACGUGUGAAACGUCCCGAAAUCUUGCGGACCCCUCGGACAUUUCUCGAAUCACUUCUGCAAACUCACUAUGAUACCGUCAUAGACGUGAACCGUGGAACCGACUGCCUUUUGAGUCUGGUUGGAUUUGAGAGGUUUUUGGGGUCGAAUAUAAUUGAAACCCCUUUCUUUCUUUCUUUUUUUUUUUCUUUUUUUUUUUUUUUACACUAGGCAUCUCUAAUCCAGUGUUGAUAAAUUUAUAUAUAUAUAUAAUGGAAAUCUGAGAGCUUAAUUUGCCAAAAGUCUUUAGGAAGUGGAUCAUAUCUACUGCACAUGGAACUGGAACAAAAAAAGUAGACUAAAGUGCGGCGCUCAGAUUCAAAAUUUUACUGAAACGUAUUUAACGUUGACAUUGUAUUUUUUCUUUCUUUUUUCCCCCCUUUGUUUUGUUUCUCUUCUGCUUUGUAUAUAUCUGCUGUGCUCCAUUUGUUUAUCCAUGCGAAUGGAAAGAACUGAAACUCUAAUUAUUGAAUUUUUCUAAGAGCCAGAUGUGAGUUAAAAAUUUAAUCCGCAAGUUUCAAUAUUCAGACCUUUCUGACCAGACGGUCAUAUGCUGAUCAUUUAUAGCGUAGAAGAAAGGGUUGUUAGUAGUUACCGGCCACAUCGAGGGCUUACCUACCAUCCUUCAUUAAUUAUUACUACUUUUUUUUUUUUUUUUUUUUUUUUUUGGAUAGUAAAUCUUUCACCAGCAUCCUGUUUAAAUUGAAAUAAACACACACAAAAAAAUGAAGUUAGUCAGCAAUAGCUUCCCUCUAAACUGUAGAGGAAUGUGAAUUUUUUCUGAAAAAUGUUUUUUUUUUUUUUCUUUUUACUGAUUUUAGAGUGUUAUAGGAGGAGAUUGAGGAGAGUGUUAGUUGUUUAUACGUGUGGUUUGCUUGUGGCAAGCUGAACCUUUUUUUCUGUAUAAAUACUUCCCCAGACUUUUUUUUUUUUUUUUAAGUUCCUUAUUUAAAAGAAACAAAGAGUUUCGGUAAGAUACUAAAGAGAAAUGUUAAUUGUUCCUCUCCUUCUCUCGUAGAGGUGUUUAGAUUUGUUCAGGUUUACUUUUGGAUUUUCAUUUCAACGCUCUCGCCUUCGUACGCGUGGUUUAUAUGCUUAAACAGCAGGGGGCGACGAAGUUUUUUUUUUUUUUUUUUUUUUUUUUACAGUGUCUAGUGAGCCGAUUGCUGAAACUAAUUUUUUAAAAGACUUUGGACAAGCAUUUCUGUUCAUCUUCGUCACUGUCCUUCUCUGUUAAUCCAAAUGUAACCCAAUAUUUCUUGCAUCAGAAAUCAGUGUUUGUGCUUUUCUUUUUUUUUUCUUUUUUUUUCUUUACCCCACCACCGAAGGGUUUGCGAUGGAUGGGUUUGAAAAAAAGAAUACUGUAUAAUACUGGAAACCUUUAUGCAGAACAUUUGUGUAUAAACAGGUGGAACCAGGGUUCACUCCUGACAUGAGAGGCCUUUGUCUUGCUCUUUAGAUCCUGACCAGUCAGGGUGGCUUUGUGCAAGCGCUUUUUGCUUUAUAAAGCCUUCGAACAGGUUCGUCAGCACGUCAGUCUCUGCCCUAGACUGCCUUCAACGAUGUUUUCUUAAAGUUCCAGUCACUUAUGUGCCCAGGCUCGUACAACGUGUGUAUGGAUGAAUGUUUGAGAGAUCUUAAGUCUUUGUGUGUGUGUGUAUAUGAGUGAGUAAGUGUAAAUUGAGACAGGGUUUCCCCCUCAGUCGGGCCGGGUUCGAAAAGGGUUAAUAAAGGAAGAUUUAAGCGUGAAUUGCCACUGUAUAGAAGAGGACUUCUCUAAUUCUCUGUAUCUAUUUGUUUGUUUUUGACUUGAUAAUGAAACAAUAAAAUGUUUGCCUAUAA